Aedes albopictus (Asian tiger mosquito) is the source of this 2495-nucleotide messenger RNA. RefSeq lists its product as uncharacterized. The record is from RefSeq and is a predicted model, not a curated record. The transcript has 6 exons. The coding region runs from base 130 to 2280 and encodes 716 amino acids. Lineage: Eukaryota; Metazoa; Arthropoda; Insecta; Diptera; Culicidae.
GAAAACACAAAACUGUCAAACGCGUGGUUCCGCACAAAAAUUUCACUAAAUUGUAUUUUUUAAUACUUUUGGGUUGAAUUUUGUCGUUUUCACUGAAAAAAUUAUUGAAUAACGGUUAUCGUCCAGCUAAUGCACUCAUCAAUGAACUACGGAGCCCACCACGAAGGAAUGCGAGGACAGAAUUUCUGCAUCAUCGAAAGAUGCAUGAAAAAAACCGGUCAGCUAUUUCCUGUUCCGCAUAAGAACAGUUCUGUUUUCAACAAAUGGAUUAGGAUAGUCUCGCUCAGCGGAUACCCUGGACAUCGUAUAUGCGGGGAUCAUUUUAAGCCCGACGAUUUUCUCAUCGUAAAACGGGUAAAACUUAAGCCAGCUUCGGUUCCAUCCAUUCUUCCCAAUCGGGAAGACAAGUUCUCACUCAAACCGGGAUGUUGCGUGAAAGGAUGUAAAUCACGCAAAAGGCAGUUACUGCAGAAGUUUCCUCCGGCGCGUUCAUCGAGACGUAAACUGUGGAAUUUAGCACUCGGACUUCCAAAAGGCGAAAGGCGAACCCUCAAAAUUUGUCACCUACACUUCAAGACCUCGGAUUUUGUACAGACAACCCGUCGGUAUCUUAAGCCGAAUUCAGUUCCCAGCCGUGGUAUCAAUUCGAUAAAAUCAAGGAAACUUGUUAUAUACACCAAGGAAGAUUCAGAUGAGAGCGAUAACGAAGAGCGGGCUGUCCCGGAACAUGGAUACUGUUUGCCAUUGAACCUUCCAUGCAGCAGGACUAUUUGCUUCGUCUCUAACUGCACAGCUCGGGCUGGAAAUGGAAUCAAGUUGCACAAAUUUCCCCUUGAAGACCAAGCGUUUCUGAAAAAAUGGACUGCUGCAAUCAAAACUAGAAAGAAACCAAGCAAAUAUUCAAGAGUUUGCAGUCGACAUUUCAAGAACGAUGAUUAUUUACCAGGAGGCAAGCGGCUCAAACCACAAGCCACUCCAUCUCAACACCUACCGCUGAUUGAUUUGUUGAAGCUUCCGAAUCCAUAUAAACGCAAAUUCACAUUGCGUGAACGGAAUUUGUCUCCACCUAGGAACCCACACUCGAGUCACGUUGUUGAGCAGCAUUCACCAUCACCAACAUCACCAUCGGCUAAUGAUGAAAAUGGCUGUAUGUUUGGAGAAGUAUCAUACGUCGAUACCGAUACGAGUCGAUAUGUGACUAAUGAGCUAUCUGAAGUUAUGGAAUGUGAAUUCGAUCCUGCUGAAAUCAAUCACAAUUCAACAUUCGCUAAUCCGGCUAACCCGUGCAUCAAGCAAUGUGAUGCUGAACGUACUACGCACGAAAAAUCGAGGACAGAUAACGUCGAACAGAAUUUCGGAAACGGAUCAGAAAAUCCAGACGGUGUUUUGAAUCGGCUGAUUAAGGAGUUAAAGGGAAAUUCAACUGUUAACAACACAUCGACCAGUUCAUUGAACCACGAAAAAGCGUUCACCUUAACAAGCUUGAUAAAAACUGAUAAAGACGCGAUUGUCUGGACUGGAUUGACCUCUCUGGGCCAGCUUGAUGCAAUUUGUAUAUCUGUGAAAAUUAUCGAGGAUCAGCUUUAUAAGGAACAACACAAAAUGUCUGCUAUAGACAGAGUUAUUCUAACUUUGGCGAAGUUAAAGCAAAAUAUAUCUUUUGCGGCGAUUGCAACGCUUUUUGGUGUAUCAUCUGCUACGGUAGCGCAGUACUUCAACCACACAAUUCAGGUUCUCGCAGAGGUUUUACAGCAGUUCGUCUAUUGGCCUGAUCGGGAUGAGAUAGCAAAAAACAUUCCGCUAUGUUUCCGCGGAAAAUACGAAAAUGUGAGAUGUGUCCUUGACUGCACCGAGAUCCCUGUUGCAACAAUGAAGUGCAUAAAUUGUUGCAUAGCAUGUUAUUCCAGUUAUAAAGGAAUGAGAACGGUGAAAUUUCUCAUUGGAAUAACACCAGCCGGAUUGAUCAAUUUCGUAAGCAAAGCGUACAGUGGAAAGGCGUCCGAUAAGCAGAUUUUCAACGAUGAAAAUGUGCUGGGUCUCCUUGAACCGUUCAAGGAUGAGUUGAUGGUAGAUAAAGGAUUUAACAUUCAGCAAGAGUGCCUUAAUUAUGGAGUACGCCUGCACAUUCCACCAUUUCUGCGAUCAGAGCAACACACCGCAAAGGAUGCUGUACUGAACGAAAGCAUUGCGAAAUCAAGGAUCCAUGUGGAGAGAGCGAUCCAGCGUAUAAAGCUGUUUGGAAUUUUUCAAGACGCAAUGAUGCCUCGGUUUUGGGGUUGAUUGACUACAUCAUGAAAGUUGUAUGUGCAAUCGUAAACCUAUCAGCCCCAAUUUUGAAGGACAAAAGAUUUUAAGAGUAUUUCUUGGAGUGCUUACUAAUAGGCUUAAGACCGAAUCGCGAUAGUAUAUAUACAUAUAUUGAAGUCGACCACACCUUGAGCCACACUAUCCCAACCAAAAGAAUAAAAAAACGUAUUUCAGCUCAAACUUUUCAA